CCAGCAGGGUUUUCUGGUAGUGGGAGUACCACCUCCGCACAGGCACCUCGCACCAGUGCAGCCCCUAACUAUCUCUCCCCCGAAAGCGAGACUCCUCGUCUCAAGGUGGUUCUUGCCCUCACGGCGUCGUCUAUUGCUGAUUAAUUUUUUCUUACUAUAAACUGAGGGGGACGUGAAGUCCUAACAGAGGCGGCACGAUGACAGCUGUCGAAACCCACAUGACAUACAGCAACUCCUACACGAUCCUCCAAGAAGAGGUGUACAUGAACCAAGAGGACGACUGGGACAGGGAUCUGCUGCUGGACCCCGCCUGGGAGAAGCAGCAGAGAAAGACCUUCACAGCUUGGUGUAACUCCCACUUGAGGAAGGCCGGGACACAGAUUGAGAACAUUGAAGAGGAUUUCAGAAAUGGCCUCAAACUCAUGCUGCUGCUGGAGGUCAUAUCAGGUGAGAGGCUGCCCAAACCCGACAAAGGCAAGAUGCGUUUCCACAAGAUCGCCAACGUGAAUAAAGCUCUGGACUACAUCUGCAGCAAGGGGGUGAAGCUGGUGUCCAUCGGUGCUGAGGAAAUUGUUGACGGUAAUGGGAAGAUGACCCUUGGUAUGAUCUGGACCAUCAUCCUGCGCUUCGCCAUCCAGGACAUCUCUGUGGAAGAGACCUCUGCUAAGGAGGGUUUGCUGCUGUGGUGCCAGAGGAAGACUGCCCCCUACAGGAACGUCAACGUGCAGAACUUCCACAUCAGUUGGAAGGACGGCCUGGCUCUGUGCGCUCUCAUCCACAGACACAGACCUGACCUCAUUGACUACUCCAAACUGAGAAAGGACGACCCUAUUAGUAACCUGAACACCGCUUUCGAGGUGGCCGAGAAGUUCCUGGACAUCCCCAAGAUGCUUGACGCUGAAGAUAUUGUGAACACACCUAAACCCGACGAGAAGGCCAUCAUGACCUACGUGUCUUGCUUCUACCACGCCUUCGCUGGCGCUGAGCAGGCUGAGACAGCUGCCAACCGUAUCUGCAAGGUGCUCGCCGUCAACCAGGAGAAUGAGAAACUGAUGGAGGAGUACGAGAAGCUGGCCAGCGAGCUGCUUGAGUGGAUCCGCCGCACCAUCCCCUGGCUGGAGAACCGCGCGGUGGAGCAGACCAUGCGUUCCAUGCAGCAGAAGCUGGAGGAUUUCCGUGACUACCGCCGCAUCCACAAGCCACCGCGCGUGCAGGAGAAAUGCCAGCUUGAGAUCAACUUCAACACCCUGCAGACCAAGCUGAGGCUGAGCAACAGGCCCGCCUUCAUGCCGUCCGAGGGAAAGAUGGUGUCGGAUAUUGCCAAUGCCUGGAAGGGUCUGGAGCAGGUGGAGAAGGGUUACGAGGAGUGGCUGCUCACUGAGAUCCGCCGCCUGGAGAGACUCGACCACCUGGCUGAGAAGUUCAAGCAGAAGUGCUCUAUGCACGAGACCUGGACUGGAGGUAAGGAGGAACUGCUGUCCCAGAAGGACUACGAGUCGGCCUCUCUGAUGGAGAUCAGAGCCCUGAUGAGGAAGCACGAGGCGUUCGAGAGCGACCUUGCCGCUCACCAGGACAGAGUGGAGCAGAUCGCUGCUAUCGCCCAGGAGCUGAAUGAGCUGGACUACCACGAUGCUCCACAGGUGAACGGCCGCUGCCAGGGCAUCUGUGACCAGUGGGACAACCUGGGCACCCUCACCCAGAAGAGAAGGGACGCACUGGAGCGCGUGGAGAAGCUGUGGGAGACUAUUGACCAGCUGUACCUGGAGUUUGCCAAGCGGGCGGCGCCUUUCAACAACUGGAUGGACGGAGCCAUGGAGGACCUGCAGGACAUGUUCAUCGUCCACAGCAUUGAGGAGAUCCAGAGUCUGAUCACCGCUCACGACCAGUUCAAGGCCACUCUGCCCGAGGCCGACAAGGAGCGCAUGGCCACCAUGGGCAUCCACAACGAGAUCCUGAAGAUCGCCCAGACCUACGGCAUCAAGCUGUCCGGAAUCAACCCUUACACCAACCUCACCCCCCAGGACAUCAGCACUAAGUGGGACACUGUGAAGCACCUCGUUCCCCUCAGAGACCAAAUGCUCCAGGAGGAGGUGGCCAGACAGCAGGCCAACGAGAGGCUGAGGCGCCAGUUCGCCGCCCAGGCCAACAUCAUCGGACCCUGGAUUCAAACCAAGAUGGAGGAGAUUAGCCACGUGUCUGUGGACAUCGCCGGCUCCCUGGAGGAACAGAUGAACAGCCUGAAGCAGUACGAGCAGAACAUCAUCAACUACAAAUCCAACAUCGACAAGCUGGAGGGCGACCACCAGCUCAGCCAGGAGUCCCUCAUCUUCGACAACAAGCACACCAACUACACCAUGGAGCACGUGCGCGUGGGCUGGGAGCAGCUGCUCACCACCAUCGCCAGAACCAUCAACGAGGUGGAGAACCAGAUCCUGACCCGCGACGCCAAGGGCAUCAGCCAGGAGCAGCUCAACGAGUUCAGGGCGUCCUUCAACCACUUCGACCGGAAGAGAAACGGCAUGAUGGACCCAGACGACUUCCGUGCCUGCCUCAUCUCCAUGGGUUACGAUCUGGUUAGUACACGUGUACAUUUCAAAUCAAUGAAAGCAUCUCGCUGUCCUCUCCCCGUGUACGAUGUUUGAGUGGAUCUGAAAGCAGCGACGCCUUUUUCUCUGCGACAGGGUGAGGUGGAGUUCGCUCGCAUCAUGACUCUGGUGGACCCCAACAACACGGGCGUGGUGACCUUCCAGGCCUUCAUCGACUUCAUGACCCGCGAGACCGCCGAGACCGACACCGCAGAACAGGUCAUGGCCUCCUUCAAGAUCCUGGCUUCAGACAAGAGUUACAUCACGGUGGACGAGCUGCGCAGGGAGCUGCCGCCAGAGCAAGCCGAGUACUGCAUCAGCCGCAUGACCAGGUACAUCGGAGGCGAUGGUGCCACCGGCGCCCUGGACUACAUCUCCUUCUCCAGCGCCCUCUACGGGGAGAGCGACUUAUAAACAAAGCGUAUCUCUUCGCUCCUCCUAUCCCUUCUUCCCAGCUCCUACAUGGAGAGAGCGAUUUAAACCCCUCCCACUGUCCUUCCUUCUUUCAAAUCUUCCCCAUCGCUCCCUCCAUGCCCAAAAACACUGCCCAGAGAGGGUGAGAGUAGAAGGCUUUGCUCAAAUCUUAGAAGCUGUGUUUGGACCGGCCAGCUCGUCCUUUAAACCAGGAGUGUGCCGGGUACUUGCACUGAUUAUGUAAGCAGCAUACAUAUACCGUACCUGCAGGAGACGUUACACAGAGGGAGGGAGAGUCAGUCAGGAAAAGAGUUAUUUUGAGCAAAGCCUCCUGCUCCCCCCACUCUCUCAGAUGACAUAUUUUUUGUAGAAGGGUAAUUAAAGAAGAAAACGUGAUUAAAAAAGCUGGUUGGCUUGGUUGGUUGUGUAUUUGUGCAAGAUGCAUGCUAUGUUGAAGUUUAGAAACGCUGUCUGCGAGUCCCCUGACUCUUAACCCCCGAAUCUCACCGUCAGCAGAGACGCUGUGAUGUUACAAUAACCACAGCACUGUGACACCUGAGGAUGAAUGGGGAGCACUGAAUAUUAAAGACUCUGAGCAAAGCACUAUGGGUAAAUGUAGACGAAGAGAGGGCCAUGACUGACUAAAGAACGAAGACAGAAAGACUGAUCCCACACGCCUCUCCAAAUUUAGUUUCCAGCUAAAUUUAACAUCUAACAAGGUGAUUAUUUUUUUACAUAAUGGAGGAGGGACACAGAGAGGCGUGCAGCGGCGGCAGACAACAGGGCGUCAGGGAAGUUGUGGAUAAAUAAGAAGAAUCAAAACUGUAUGUGGGACCAUAGCAGGCCUAUGUCAGUGACGAAGCAAAUAGGGUUUUGGUCCCAUUGACAGGUCGAGUCGACUCCUCCGUGUGCUCCAUUCUCCUCCUCCACCCAUACAAAACCACCUUCACAGUUAAACCUCAACUUGGAAUAAAAAAGGAAAAUUAUAUUAUGAAA
Cottoperca gobio is the source of this 3995-nucleotide messenger RNA. RefSeq names its product actinin alpha 3b (gene actn3b). NCBI's taxonomy places the organism in Eukaryota, Metazoa, Chordata, Actinopteri, Perciformes, Bovichtidae. Gene Ontology annotation, molecular function: calcium ion binding; protein binding. The record is from RefSeq and is a predicted model, not a curated record.